Molecule: messenger RNA, 4964 nt
Organism: Chelonus insularis
Lineage: Eukaryota; Metazoa; Arthropoda; Insecta; Hymenoptera; Braconidae
Product: homeotic protein spalt-major-like
Exons: 9
Coding region: 2502-4871 (789 amino acids)
Biological process (GO): regulation of RNA splicing
Cellular component (GO): nucleus
Molecular function (GO): RNA binding; metal ion binding
Source: RefSeq, a predicted model, not a curated record
UCAACCGUGUUGCCGGUUUUCCAGCAGCAACGGGCUAUCGGCUGUUAAGCAAAAAAGGAGCGACAGAGGAGAAGUUAAGAGAAGUUAAAGAAGGGGGCGUUACGCAUGCGCGUUAAUACUCUUAUCGAACGUCAGAGGGGUAACUAGGUGACGCGGCGCUGUCAGUAUAGUAUCAAGUUGUAUAGUGGGGGUAUUCAGUCAUAACUACAUUGAGUCUAAAGCAUGGUUGUUUAAAUGGUGGGGAUAUGAAAUUCCGACAAUCGAGCUGAAUUUGGUAUAUCGAACACCGAAGGGGGAUGGCGCUCAAGUCGUGAGCAGUCGCCGUCGCGCCAGAAACUUGUUCCAGUUCGAGCAGUCGCAAUUCCGUCGCCUAACCAGCAUUGCUCGCCUCUUUACCUUUCACCCUCUUGUAAACGCAUCGAGGCUUUUCGCCGCAAAGCUGCAUCAAUUUGCCCGUGUUCCCCGUUUCCCCCACUUCCCUGAAGCCUCAUCACCGCCACCGCCCCUUCCUGUCACCUCUCGGUCGCGUCGUUGUUCAAAGAUUGUCGUAACGCGCCCAUCGUUGGCGCUCAGUCGCGAGUGGUGUUAAAACGCUGGUGAGAAAAUAAUUCAACAUUUUACUUUAAAAUAGUCAUUACAAUUGGAAUCGUGAUCAUUAAGUUUACAUUUUUAUUCAAGUAUUAGUCAAAUAAACAUUGUUUGUGAAAUCAUCAUUAUUUAUCAAUCAUCAACAAUAUUGUCAUAAAACCAAACAGGAAGGAUACUAUAAUUCCAGUACAAGGCUGAUAUGAAACGACGAAACACCAAACGUGAGCAUUUGGGCCGGCGUUUUCAGUGAGAUAGAGUGUAGUCACGUCGCAGUGUCAAUUUCACCGCUUGGGCACGGUUUAAAAAAGUACCAGAGUACGGCCGCGGCACGUGCCAGGAGUGGACCGAAUAAAUGACGUAAAUCUGAGGAACAGAAAGGGACGUAACGCUAACUCGCUGGUCCCCCCAUCCCUCUCUAUUCCUUUUACUCUAUCUUCAUCUCUCUUUCUUUCUCUCUCCUUCUUUUCUUGUUUCCUAUAUUUUUUACAUCCUCCCAUCGUCCGCAAACUGGCCACAUUGUUUGACCCCAUCUGCAACCCAACUCGACCUUCCGACUCAUCUCUAUAACGACUUACCAUCGCAUUCACUUCUUCCAUCUUUUUUUGUCCAUCAUCAUUCCUUGCUUUUUAUCUUUCAUUAUCAUAACCCAAUUCGCACAUCCUCUUUCCUUUUAUACAGCUCCAGUGCAGUCACCAGUCCUGCAACUAAAAGCGAGACACAUCAAGACAGCCUGCGCAAAAAUCAAUAGACAGAGAAUUAAUCGGUUUCAUCACGUUAAAAACGGGGAAUUAAUCUUCUCACUUUCUGUCUCUUUAUAUAUAUAUAUAUACAUAGAUAUAUAUAUAUACUCUCUGUCUAUACACCUGCUGUUGCUAAAACGCGCCUAGUGAAGUGCACUCGCCGGCCAUUCAGCUUCCAAGCUUUUCCCGGGCUUUGGUAUUGAAAAAAUCAUUCAGAUUAUACUGUGGGACGUCGCUUCUAUUCAUCGUCACAGAUGCUAUUCAUUGAUCUCCGUUUUAAUAUGGCCUAUACUAAUUAGAAGACAAAAGAGAAUUACAGUGAUUACAAAGAGAAAAUAAGACGAAAAAAGAAAGAGAUAAAGAAUUUUUUUGUGCUUUGAAAUAAAACACCGUAAAACACCAAAUAUCGACUGUGUGCAAAAAGGACAGCUUUAACCAAUUUAAUCUUUGUAAAUGAAUUUUUUGAGGAGUGAUAAUUAAACAUACCUCACUAUUCUACUAUUAAGUGGAACUUUAGAUUGAAUAUAUUAAUAAAUAUUACUAACGAAUCAAGUUAUUCUAUCAGUCAAGUGAGUCAAGAGAGAGAGAGAAAAAAAAAUAUUGUUUUAAUAAAUAUUUAAAGUGUGUAAAGAAUAAUAAUCAAAACUGAAUCGAGCAAUUACGAGACAAAACGAAAUAACAAAUAUAAGAAAAACACAUACACACACAAAUCAUUUGUCAUAUUUAACGAGAAAAAAUCAUAAAGCCAGUUCGAAUGGUGAUAAUAAAUCUAGUAUGAUUGAUGAUUGAGUCAAAAAAAAUCAAGAAUUGUUGAAGAAAGUGUGGACGAGUAAAUACACGUACGUUUAAUAAUAAUCCUUGCUGUAUUUAUUCCUACAACAGAUAAAAAAUAUUUAUUUUUUUUAUCAUUAUUAUACGCCAAGAGUGAAUGGUGAGGACGACUGUAGAUAUACUAUGUCAUUAACACACGACGUUAUUUCUUAUAUAUAUUCUUAACUCAAUCAAUGCAAAUAAAAAUAUUUAUAGCCAAAAGCAGAAUAUAAACAUUGUUCGAUUAUACACAAAAACAAAUAAAUAUUAACAUUAUUGGUGCAUGUUAAUUUGACGACGUUGUAAAAGAGAGAAAUAGUGAAAAACGUCAAGAUAAUUAAAUUCAUCAACUACGAACGGAAGAUGGCAAUGGUCAACAUGAACAACUUACUUAAUGGUAAAGAUUCACGUUGGUUACAAUUGGAGGUGUGUCGAGAGUUUCAACGCAACAAGUGUACCAGGCCUGAUACAGAGUGUAAAUUCGCUCAUCCACCAGCCAACGUCGAGGUACAAAAUGGACGGGUUACCGCUUGCUACGACAGUAUCAAGGGGCGAUGCAACCGAGAGAAACCACCCUGCAAAUACUUUCAUCCUCCCCAGCAUUUAAAGGAUCAAUUACUUAUCAAUGGCCGUAAUCAUUUAGCAUUAAAAAAUGCACUUAUGCAACAAAUGGGUCUUACACCAGGACAAGCACUUGUACCUGGUCAGGUGCCGACAGUGGAGGGUCAACCUCCUCCGUCAUCUACGCACCAUCACCUCCAACAGCAAAUCCAGCAACAACUUCUCGCUACCCACGCCUUUAUGCAUUUCUUUGUUUCACAGGCUACCAAUCCGUACCUGACUGGAAUGCCGCAAGUAAAUAACACGUACACGCCAUAUUUCACACCAAGUCCAAUAAUGCCAGCUAUAAUGGGGCCAGCUGACCCCACGGGGGUUGGUAGCCCGCUCGGAGUGGUGCCGCAGACAGUAGCGAUGCCGCAGAAAUUGGCACGAACAGAUCGUCUCGAGGUAUGUCGCGAGUUUCAACGUGGGGCGUGCAAACGCGGCGAGACGGAGUGCCGGUUUGCGCACCCCCUCGAGACGGUGCAGGCGAACGAGGACGGUUCUGUGACGGUCUGCAUGGACGCUGUCAAGGGCCGAUGCAAUCGGGACCCCUGCCGCUAUUUCCACCCCCCUCUGCACCUUCAAGCCCACAUUAAGGCCGCACAAUCUCGGGCUAGCAUUGCGACCGGACAGUUGUCGACCGGGAGUGUGCCCGGAAUUGGUGCAAUCGCUGGCGGUGUGUCAGGUGUACCAACAUCAGCAGUACCUGGAGGACUCCAGAACGCGAGUAUGGCAGCAAGCAUUGAGCUCGGGAAGAAGCGGAUGCGUGACACCAAUGAUGAUCUGCUAAUGAUGGAUUCAAAAUCGUUUGGAUCGUUCUACUACGAAAAUUUUGCCUUUCCGGGAAUGGUACCUUAUAAACGUCCAGCUGGAGACAAGUCUGGUAUGCCAGUUUAUCAGGCAACUGGUGCAACAACCUAUCAACAAUUAAUGCAGUUGCCGCAGCCUUUUGUGCCUGUGUCAUGUGAGUACGCUGGAACACCAUCCCUUCCUCAAACCUCUAAUCAAACAGUUACAAAUACCCAAAAUUUAAUAGUCUCUCAAGCUAGUGUGAAUACAACGACUGAGACUAACGGUAUCCUAGUUGAUCCUAAUAAUCCACCUCCACCGCCUACAAAUAAUAGUUCAGGUGGUGGUAAUGGAGGAGGCAGUAAUGACGCUAAAAAAAUAUUAAGUAAUCAUGAAAUUGAAAAUGCUCAUAACUCUCCCGAAUUAAAUCAUACCAGUUCACCACAGGUAAGCCAAUUAACGGCUCAUCCAGUUUCUACAGCAACUAUGAGUUCUAUGGCUAAUCUCACAUCAGUCCCUAAUGUUACAAAUCUCUGUUCAAUGGCAAAUAUGACAUCUAUGGCCAAUAUGUCAUCAAUGGCAUCAAUAGCAAAUAUGCAUCAAGUUAAUUCAAUGGCCAACUAUACUAUGGCCAAUAUGGCUAAUCUAAAUGUCCUUAAUACGCUUGGGAUGGCACCAAGUUUUGCAUCAAUGGAUCCAGCAAUUCUUGCUAAAGAGGUUGCUCAGAAAAAUUAUGCUAAAGCUAUUAAAUUAUCACAAACAUCACAACAAUAUGGAAUAAAUCCUUUAUCUGCAUUGAAUUAUACUGGUGUUACUUUAAAUAAACAAGCUUUAUCAAUGAGUCCUCAAAGUGCAGCUGCUGUUGCUGCGGCUGCCGCUGCUGCUGCUGCAUCAAGCAAUGCUCCAAGGCAAAUGCUUCCUCCUGGACUUGCAGGUAUUCCAGCAGGUACUGCUUUAGCUUCUACUCUACCUGCUAGUUUACUUCAUUAUCCAAGACCUCCUAGUGCUACGACUACAAUCAAUCCUUAUUCACUGAUUAGACAACAUACAAUCUUGCCUUCACCAUAUGUACAAGCUUCUUUAUCUGGCAUGCAAAAUGCCACAACCAUCCAACAAGCAACGAAUCCCUAUAUGCAGAAUCCAUAUGCAAUGCUUCCGGGUAUGGCAGCAGCAGCGGCUAUUCAUGGUGUCGCUGGAAUGUCUGGUGUUACCCCUGGCGUACCAGGAAUACCUCAAUUACAAACUGCUAAUCAAGCAACGAUAGCCACACAGCCACAAGUUGCUAUCCCUGUUAGCACUGGUGUCAUUAUGCAGCCUUAUAAAAAAAUGAAAACUACAUAAAUAGGGAAAAUAAUUUAUCAACUCUUAGCUAGGGCUAAUUAAUAAAUAAUUACUUGUUUCUAUUAAAACAAAAAAAAAACAAAAAUGCAUGCA